Messenger RNA from Echinostoma caproni, 825 nucleotides. The record is from the annotation of a GenBank genome assembly. NCBI's taxonomy places the organism in Eukaryota, Metazoa, Platyhelminthes, Trematoda, Plagiorchiida, Echinostomatidae.
GGACUUACACCACUUCACAUGGCCGCGGCCCAUGAACAAGGAGAUGCGAUCCACCUGUUGACUUCUGUUUACGGAGCAGACACUGGUGUACGUGAUGGCAGUGGUCGAUUGCCAGUCGAAUGUUUACCCGGUACAAAGAAUGGUCAACUGUUGAAAAAUGUCUAUCUCCUUGCCGAUCACCGAUCGUUUCCUGGUGAUGCGGGAUCGGAUGAACUCGGACCGACCUCACCGUUCUCCUCGCUUCGUAACCUCAGUGAUGUUGGGCUUGGUGAUCCAGAGCAAGGACAUCCAAAUCGCCCCGGUAAUACACAAUUCCCAUGGAAGAACAUAGAGCCAGGACGAGAACCUUCGCCCUCCCGAAGACCACGAGACACCUCUUUGCCACGAACUGGAAGACUGCCGCCCCGUGGCCCCGAGAACCGUUCACGUGAAACAUCGCAAGAACGACAGACACGUAAACGUAAGCGGACCAUCGAGCAGGUAGCUGGAUUGGGUUUACGGGGGAUACGACCACCAGUGGACCCCUCAACGUAUCAGAUUACCCGGCGAAGACUUACAAGCCGAUCAAGUAACCCCGUGGCUGAGAACGAGCUAGCUAAUAGUAUAUAUGCCAGUGUACGACGUAGACGGGAACUGACCGGACCUAUUUACAAUCCUCUUAAUCCAACUCAACGAUCGAAGAGUCCCGGAUCAUCAGCACGUGUGGUGGGCCGACGUCGUGGGAUGCUUUCUGUCUACGACGGAGUUGGACCCAAACCCCGGUCACCGGAUCAGAACGCGGAUGAAAAUUCCGGGCCGUCCAACCCAGUUUCGCCAAAUCUGUGA